This is a messenger RNA of Scatophagus argus, 3153 nucleotides long. Its product is annotated as rap guanine nucleotide exchange factor 5-like. NCBI's taxonomy places the organism in Eukaryota, Metazoa, Chordata, Actinopteri, Scatophagidae. The record is from RefSeq and is a predicted model, not a curated record. Gene Ontology annotation, biological process: Ras protein signal transduction; positive regulation of GTPase activity. The coding region runs from base 456 to 2321 and encodes 621 amino acids. Gene Ontology annotation, cellular component: plasma membrane. Gene Ontology annotation, molecular function: guanyl-nucleotide exchange factor activity. The transcript has 18 exons.
AAGUCUUUGACCUUCCAAUGUAAUGUACCCUGCCCAGAAUCUAGACGCUCUCCUGCUUUCAGGAGAUUUUAAAACUUCCUUUUUGGGGCUGUCUGGCUCACCAGAUGUUUCCUGAAUCCACCGUGUUCCCAACUCACUCCCCUCCCCGGUGGUGAAAGGCAAGAGAAGGACAAAAAGAGGGAAUCUGUCAUUCACUCUCAGUAAAGCCAAGCAUGGAGAGAUACCAGGAGUCCAACUGAUGAAGUCUGAUCUGUGUGCGCCUCUCUGCUACAAAGCUGACCAAGUCAUAUAGGAUCUACUUCAGCUGCAGUAACAGUAGACUCUGUAACUCGUCUGAAGAGAAUUCACAGAACCACUCAGCACACAAACAUUCGUUUUUGAGCUGCUCACCUCCUCUUACACUACUUUAAGAGCAGUAUCAGCUCACAGGCAGGAGUCCUGCUGUUUUGCCGGCGAUGUCGUGGGACUGUGGCCUGAGGUACAUGUUCUCUGUGUCCCCUGCGCUGCAGCAGGGGAGCAUGUGCAUCCUGCAUGACAAGGAGGACCUGUCCAGACUGGAGAUGGUCCAGAGACUGGCCAAGGAUGGCUGCCGCUUCCUGCAGAACCACAGCAAGGGUCCGGAGAGGACAAGUGAGAGUGACGAGGCAGUCCGCGUCUAUCUGAGGGAGAGGGGCCACGAUGUGCUGGUUCUCCAGAGAAUGUCGUCAGAGCAGCCGGCCCCCUCUGCAUCGGCGAGGGGAGGAGGGAGAGAGGAGGCAAGGAACAAGAGGUACAUGGUGGUAUCAGGAACCCCGGAGAAGAUCCUCGAACACUUGCUGAAUGACCUGACACUGGACGAUGACCAUGGGAUGACACAGGGCAAAGAGUCAGACACUCUUCUGGAUGACUUUCUGCUGACCUACCCAGUGUUCAUGUCCACCAGUGAUUUAUGUCAAGCUCUGCUGGAACAUUAUUGCACCAAGCGAUACAGAGGGAAAGAGGACAGGAAGGAGGCUCUGGAGAGGAAACAAAAAGUCCUGCACCUGGUGUCACAGUGGAUGUCUCUCUGCAAAGAUUUCCUGAGGGAGGACGAACACGUCAAACUCUUCAUGAAGACUUUGUGCCGUUAUGUGUUGGAUGACCUUUAUGAGCACCCAGCCCUGGAGAAGGAUGUGAGGGAACUGCAGAAACUGUACCAGCUGCACCGCAGACAUACGGUGGAAGAAUAUUCCCCUCAGAGAAAGAGCAAAGCACUUUUCCACCAAUUGAGCCUGAGAGAGAAUGGGCUCCAGUCCAGAGGCACACAAAGGGAGACCAAGGAAGUGCUGUGUCACGUGUAUAUUACCAUGGAUUCGUACCUCAGUCUGAGGGCUCGUGCUGGGGUAGUGGCUCAGGAGCUGCUGCAGGCGGUGGCAGAAAGGAUGGAUGUCCCACAGGCAGAACUGGUACUCGUGGCUGUCACUUACCCUGGAGGAAGGCUCCUCCUGCAGCCUCAGGACAAAGUCUUUUCUGAUUCUUUACGGCCGAUGGGGAGGCUGCAUGUCUGCAGGAAGGACCUGGGAGAGGUCCUGAAUCCGUUCACAGACAACUCCGAGCUGCAACAGAGGACGGCUCGCAUGCUCAGUUUAAACACAUGGGACGUGGCCGUCGCUCUCACCAAUUUCGACUGGACCAUCUUUGACUCCAUACAUGAGCAAGAACUCGUCUAUUUCACCUUCAGCCGCCACAGCAGCAGCCGCCACUCUGUGGCUUUAGAGCUGCUGCUGCAACGCUGCGAUGAAGUCCAGCUGUGGGUGAUGACUGAGGUGCUGCUGUGUCCGACGCUCUGCAAAAGGGUCCAACUCAUCAAGAAGUUUAUCAAGAUCGCUGCCCACUGUAAAGCUCAGAGGAACCUCAACUGUUUCUUUGCCAUUAUAAUGGGCCUGAACACUGCAGCUGUUAGCCGCCUCAGUCAGACAUGGGAGAAAAUUCCUGGGAAAUUCAAAAAGCUGUUUUCAGAGCUGGAGACAGUUACAGAUCCUUCGCUGAACCACAAGGCCUACAGGGACUCCUUCAAGAAGAUGAAGGCACCAAAGAUCCCCUUUCUUCCUUUGCUGCUGAAAGAUAUUACGUUCAUUCAUGAAGGAAACAAGACGUUUCAUGACAACCUAGUCAAUUUUGAAAAGCUGCACAUGAUAGCAGACACAGUGCAGCUCAUCCGGCAGUGUCAGAGAGAUCACAUGGGAAAUGGCAUCACCCAGAAGAGCAGCUCAGAAGUGCGGGCCUACAUCGAUUACCUUCAUAUCAUCGACAAUCAGCAGACUUUGUUUGAACUGUCGCACAGACUAGAGCCUCGUGCUUAGAGGACGGUUCUCGCCGCAGACCGUCUGGAUUGCCAAGGAACAAUCUAUCAGCUGUCUCAUCUAUAUCUCAGGACUCAGUUGGCAAUCAGAUGAUGCCCUAUGAUCCCAGACGACCAGGAACUAGAAUAAGCAGCAAAGGACUCCCCUUAGGUGUCACUGAUCUGAAACCCUUGAUAGUGGACCCAGCCGACAUCAUUCAACAUCUGAGCUUCAGUGCCAGCAGUUCUACCACAACUUAUGGUGCCUGUUGGCAACAAAAAGCUACGCCAGUCACAGGUUACAGCUGAAUAACAAGAUCUGCGGGUCCAAACCUGCUGCUGCUCUUAACUUUACUUCCCCACAGAUGGCAGAGACUGGAAGGUGAAGUGCUGUUCUGUCAAUGACCCAACAGCUCCCCCCUGUGGAGAAUUAGCAGAAUGAGUUUGUUCACAGGCGGCAUUCUUCCCAUCAAACAAACGGCAACAGCGAACAAAAGUGCACACAAAAAAGCAACAAGCAUGAAAUUCACUCUCUACCUUGAGAACAGUAUGUCUGACAAAAAAGCAUUCGCUUUCCAGAGCUUUUAACCAUCAUGACACGCAGAUGAACUGAUAUAUGUACGCUUCUAUAGGGUUAUGCAUUUUCAUAUUUUCUCACAGUGUUCAGAGAUCUUGCAGCAAAGGGUUGUUUCAACAGAUUUUACCAAAGAGCCCAAUGCUUUCAAUCCAAUACACAAACACACAGUCAUGUUUCCAUCACUUUUGGGGACAUCACAUAGACUUACAUUAAUUUCCUGGAGGCCAUAACAAUACACAUGACUUGCCUAAUCCUAACCCUUAUAUAAUAUUAAAGC